AUGAGUCGCAUCAACGGGAAUAGUAAUAAUAAUAAUAAUAAUCGUGCUUUCUCAUUACCCCCAGAGAAUAUCAAUUCAAAAGCACAUUAUAUUCCAAUAAAGGCAACGAAUAUCAAUCCUCAACAGCAGAGUAGGACACCUGGCGGUGGAAAUAAUGAAAGGGAUCGGCGGAAUAUUAAAGCCAGACAGUCGAAUAAUAAUAAUAACAACAAGAACUACUCAUCCUUGGACUGGGAUGAGAAACACGAUCGUACAGACAGUGAAACAAUGCUUCAAGAAACCCUAAAUAAUUUUGAUAAUAUAACCCGACAAUUUAUGGGUCUAUCACCAAGUUUAAGCAGUUUAAAUAGCAAUGAAGAUAGUGGGUAUGUUCGUACACCAUUUGGAAAUCGUAAGUUAGCAGAUUCAGCAAAUUCUGUUUUCAAUUCUGGUCAUACAGCAUCAGAAGAUUCCACCGGUGGAAGUUCUAGUAAUAAAGAUGAAUUUAUAUUGGUUAUGAUUGAAGACUUGGUCGACUGGUUCACAAAAAUGUAUCCGAAUAUGGCAUCUGGUUUAAAUUCAGAUAAUUUCUUCGAUCGUCUAUCUGAUGGUGUCCUUUUGUGUCAUUAUGCUACGGAGUUACAUAAUCGCCUAGCUGCAGAAUCAGGUAAUACACUUCGAAAUAGUAGACCUAUUAAGUUGGCCAAUUUUCGUGUCGGUGGUGUUCAGGCUAUCCUUCCACCUGCCAGUCCAGUCUAUCAAACACGUGGAUUGAACUCAUCCAACGCUGCAGUCAGCUUUAUUUCACGUGAUAACGUCUCGAAUUUUAUACGUUGGUGUCGUCAACUGGGUAUGCGUGAUUCUACAUUGUUUGAAAGUGAAGAUUUAGUCUGCCGUAAGAAUCCACGUAAUGUUGUUGUCUGUCUUCUGGAGUUGGCUCGUCUUGGUGGACGCGUGGGCAUGUCUAUCCCAGAGAUUGUUCAGCUAGAAGUGGAAAUUGACGAACAACUGGCAAGAGAGAAUUUAUCUAAUGAAUCGUUCAAUCGAUUAGCAGAGGAAUAUUCAUUAUCGAAUCGAAAAACCAAUGGGGAUGAGAAAAAUAAAUCGAUAAAUACUAGCCAACUAGACAGACAUAACCGUGAAAAUAAUGUCGAUUUAACUGCUGAGAAUAAUAAUAAUAAUAACAAUAAUAACAGUAAUGAUAAUAGUAGUAAUGACAGUCAAACUUAUUAUUAUCGAUCGAAUCGUUCUACUGAAUUACGUCGACAACAACAACAACAACAGCAGAAUAGACAACUGUCAAAGAGUAGAGUCAGUCAAGCGCAAAAUCCAAGUCAAAAACAAACAAAAGACACUCAAGAGGAUAAGAAACAGCGGCAGGAAAUUCAACGUCCAGCUGUUGAUUUUCGUUCUUUAGACGAAUUGGUAAGGGAAUUACUCUCUCAGUGUACUUGUAAACAAACCUUUCCAAUGACACGUAUCGGUGAAGGACGUUAUCUAUUUGGCGAUAAAAGUACGCAGAUAUUUGUUCGCAUUUUAAGAAAUCAUGUUAUGGUGAGAGUCGGUGGUGGUUGGGAUACAUUGAGUCAUUUCCUUUCUAAAUACGAUGAAUGUCGGAAAGUGAAUCCGGUUACAUCCUCCAAAAUUGUACCAUCUAAUCAAAAUGGCAAUUGUCCUCAAGUCGAUACAAAAGACAAAAAUAAUCUAAUAAAAGCUGUCAAAGAUUCAAAGCACAUGGGAAAAUACCUCUCGAAUGGUGAACUGAAUAAAGAUUUCAUUGAAGGCCGACUCAAUGCUGUAAAGAAGCGAACAUCAUCAUCAGGAUUACAAGAGAACAAUAAUAAUAAUAAUACCUCAGAAUGUCAAGUAGAAAAACAUCAACAGUCGCCUGGAAGGUAUAACAGUGAAUAUCGUAAUGAAUUUAAAAAGUGCACCAUGGAUUAUUCUACACCGAAAAAGGAGACAGGAAUUUUGAGUAAAUCAAAGUUCUUCUCAGAGAUCAAUCUAUCCACGCUGAACGAUGAUGAAGUCAAUUGUACAUCCCAUCUACCUCGAUAUAAAAUCACCGGUGGAAGAUAUACGCAUAAUAAUAAUAAUAAUAUCGGCAAUAAUAAAACCUCUAGUCGUGAUAAUGAUGAUGUCUACACUAGAGACAACAAUAGAAUGAGAAAUCCAGACAAUGAAAAUAUGAAUGAUAUACAAUCGACAUGGCAUAUGAAUGAAUGCAAAAGUUCGAAUAGCCUUUAUUCAUCCGAUGAAAAGCUGUGUACUAGUACACCAGUAAAACAAAAAUUUGACAUCACCAUUAUAAGACCUUCAGUAAUGCAGGAACAGAUGGAGGAACAGCGAGAGCAACAGAAGAAUUAUGCGAAUAGAUCAUACUUGCCAAAAGACGCUUACUACAUACACAGUCCACGGAUGUGGAGUAAUAAUACUGACAGCAGAAACAAUGAUUAUUAUCCUGUACAAAAAGGUAUGAGUAAUGCACUUAUAAGUCAAGAUUUUUCUAAAUCCUUAACCUCAUUACACAUGAUCCCUAAACAAUCUACAAACCGACGAAAUUCAAAACCACUUGAACUAGUCUCUGUACUGACAACAACAAAUACUACUACGGAUGAGGAGUUGCGUAAAAGUCACCCUCAUCCUUACGGUGGAUUACACCAGUCAUCGUCUACUGCUAGAAAGUAUUCAGCACCGACGAGAAGCACACUGAUUACAGCUGAUUAUCCUGUGAAAGGGAAGAAAUCUGCUUUAAAAAACUCUAAAGCAUCUAAUAGUAAUAAUAAUAACAAUAGUACCGUUAGUAGUAAUCAGAGUAAAAGUCAAACGAAACGUGGCAGAUUCAGCAGCGUUUUCAGUCCUAAAACACCACCGCCUAGUCGGACGUCGAAAACCGGUAAAGCAGUGUCCAGUUCCACAUCAACCAAACACAUCGAUCCUCAAUCUGAUUAUAAACCAGUCCAGAUUGUUUAUAAUUCUGAGGAGAAUGAAAACUAUGAUAGAUUUGACAACAAUGUUGAUGAUAUAAUGAACAGGAGACAUUACAUAAUGAGUAGUACAGGUCGACAUUCUGACAACAGCAACAAAGAUCAUAAUGGUCAAAUCAUUGCUAUGGAGAGUCAAUCAAGACGUGGAUCAUUGAUCCCUGUAUCGACAAGAUCUUAUUCCACAUCAAGAAUUCCAGUGAGACAACACUAA
Messenger RNA from Trichobilharzia regenti, 3177 nucleotides. Lineage: Eukaryota; Metazoa; Platyhelminthes; Trematoda; Strigeidida; Schistosomatidae. The record is from the annotation of a GenBank genome assembly.